Nylanderia fulva is the source of this 849-nucleotide messenger RNA. It is a transcript of the gene fabp, whose product is annotated as fatty acid binding protein. The record is from RefSeq and is a predicted model, not a curated record. Gene Ontology annotation, molecular function: lipid binding. NCBI's taxonomy places the organism in Eukaryota, Metazoa, Arthropoda, Insecta, Hymenoptera, Formicidae.
CUCAUACUUAUCCUGACGUUCCUGUUCAGUUCACAUAAUCGUGCCGACCAGAGGGUGUCAGUCGUGUAUCCCGGCCUGUAUCGACCCGAUCUUCCGUCAGCCGCUCUUCUCGUUUUCCACGCAUUACCGGAAACGUUAUUUCUUCGAGCAUCAUCAUGUCCAGCGAGGUCCUUGGAAAACGUUACAAGCUCUCCAGCAGCGAAAACUUCGACGAUUAUAUGAAGGCACUCGGCGUAGGUAUGGUGACGCGAAAAAUGGGUGCCACCGUCAGCCCUGUCGUCGAAUUGACGGAGAAAGAUGGAGAGUAUACUCUGAAGACGACUAGUACCUUCAAAAGUGCGGAAAUAAAAUUCAAACUCGGUGAGGAAUUUGACGAAGAGACCGUGGAUGGUAGAAAAGUGAAGAGUAUCUGCACUCUGGAAGGUAACAAACUUGUACAGGUACAGAAAGGCGAUAAGACUACUACGAUUGAAAGAGAAUUUGCACCUACAGAGAUGAAAGCGAUUAUGAAGGUUGACGAUAUAGUUUGUACAAGGGUAUACAAGCUUCAGGAAUAAGCUGAGAAAACUAAGAAGCAUGCACAAGCGCGUAUGUAUGCUUUUAAAAGACAAAAGGUGUAAAAUAUUGUUUCAAAUCUGUCGUUCGAGCACAAAGAAAGUAUUGUUUAUACGCGUAUAAAAUAUAUAAUUAAAACAAAUUGUGUUCUUUUUCUACAAAGUUAGAACUUACAUAUUUAUAUACAUGUGUUUCUAAAAUGAGUAAUAGAAAUAAUUCAAACAAAAAUUAACCGCCUACAUUGUGCACAUUUUCUAAUGUAUUAUAUAUUGCAUAUUACAUAAUGAAAUAUCA